Solanum tuberosum (potato) is the source of this 492-nucleotide messenger RNA. RefSeq names its product lachrymatory-factor synthase-like. NCBI's taxonomy places the organism in Eukaryota, Viridiplantae, Streptophyta, Magnoliopsida, Solanales, Solanaceae. The coding region runs from base 1 to 492 and encodes 163 amino acids. The transcript has a single exon. The record is from RefSeq and is a predicted model, not a curated record.
AUGGCAACUCAACAACUUGAGUCCAAAUGGGAAGGCAAAUUCAUUGCAAAUCUAAAACAUCCCAAAGCUGAACAAGUAUGGCCACUCCUUGAAGAUUUCUGCAACUUCCACCAUUGGCUACCAAACAUUGACGCAUGUCACCAAAUGAAUAGUGAUAAUAAAGAUGAAAUUAUCCGCUAUUGCGCUAGCAGUACCAAGCCCCCAUCGUCAUCAGACGAUGGAGAAGCGAUCGUCAAGUGGUGUCACGAGAAGUUGUUGACAGUUGAUAAGAUAGAGCGAUGUCUAAGCUAUGAGGUCUUAGACAAUAAUAUUGGAAUCAAGUCUUAUGUAUCUACGUUGAAAGUAUUGUCAUCGGAUGGUAAUGAUGAGAGCAGGUGCCAGAUUGAAUGGUUGUUCGUUGCUGAUCCAAUUGAUGGGUUGACUUUGGAAUUAUUUUCGGGUUAUGUUGACUCAUCCCACAAGGCAUGGCUGAAAAUAUUGAGAAAGCUUUAG